ACAACCAACAACCAACCCAACUUGUCUCAUCAAUGGCCAUCGAAAACCAUCUGACGAAGAACAACCACUCAGCACCCGAUCCAUCCUCAUCCUCAUCAAUCGGACCAUCAUCCCCAUUACAGAAGAAAGCCAUCUCAGCUUCAGAUACUACGACACCUACCGUACCUGAAAAUGCUCCCGAACACUGUCCAGGUAUCGAAUCCGAAUUAGCAGGAAGUUCGACGACUUGUAACGGAUGUGAGAACCAAUCGAUCUGUAAAUCUUUCUCCACGAAUGUGAACUCAUCUCAGCAGAAACAGGACGACUUGAACGACCUCAAGAAGAUCAACGAACGCUUCCGGAAUGUCAAGCACAAGAUCCUGGUCCUUUCCGGUAAAGGUGGCGUCGGCAAGAGCACAUUCACCUGUGGGCUUGGCUGGGCUUUCAGUGGUGAUGGCGAUAAUACUGCGUUGCUAGAUAUCGAUAUUACCGGCCCUUCAUUGCCGAUGAUGUUAGGUCUUUCGCCCGAUGUUCAUCGGCUACACUCUACCUCUACUGGAUGGUCACCACUCUAUGUUUCUGAAACGCUCAGCGCCAUGUCGAUCGGAUUCAUGCUACCCAGCACCGACUCGGCAGUCAUUUGGCGCGGUCCGAAAAAGAACGGGAUGAUCAAACAGUUCCUCAAGGAUGUGGAUUGGUGUUCGACGGAAGAUGAGGAAGAGGAGUUAGGGAGAGAAGAGACGGCGAAGGAGAAUGGGAAAGAGAACAGAGAGGAAGGGAUCGAGUAUAUGAUUAUUGAUACUCCGCCGGGAACGACGGACGAGCAUCUCUCGAUUGUCAGUUAUCUCAAACAGACCGGGAUCACCGGGGCGAUCAUCCUGACGACGCCGCAGGAAGUAUCGAUCCAGGACGUGCGUCGGAUCAUUUCAUUCUGCAAGAAGACCCAGGUCAAGAUCCUCGGCCUGGUCGAGAACAUGUCCGGCUUCAUCUGUCCCAACUGUAACGGCGCCUCGGAGAUCUUCCUGCCUACGACCGGCGGCGCCGAUAGACUCUGUAGGGACGAAGGCCUCGAACUGCUCGGUAAGAUCCCCCUCGAUCCUAAGAUCGGCAAGGGAUCAGAUCUUGGCGUGGAUUGGUUGAACUCCCAUCCUGAUAGUCUCGCCACAAAGGCUUAUUACGAUAUCGUCGAUAAGGUCAAACUUAAAAUUCAAAAAUCUUCAUCGUAAUCAAGCUUACUCGCUUGGUUUCUUCCCUCUCCACCUCUCCAUUUUUUUUUCGGUUGGAAUAAAUGUAGUAGUCUUGAGUUUAAU
Messenger RNA from Puccinia graminis f. sp. tritici CRL 75-36-700-3, 1289 nucleotides. RefSeq names its product ATP-binding protein. The record is from RefSeq and is a predicted model, not a curated record. The transcript has 4 exons. Gene Ontology annotation, cellular component: cytosol. Bases 33 to 1205 code for a protein of 390 amino acids. Gene Ontology annotation, molecular function: 4 iron, 4 sulfur cluster binding; ATP binding; ATP-dependent FeS chaperone activity. Gene Ontology annotation, biological process: iron-sulfur cluster assembly. NCBI's taxonomy places the organism in Eukaryota, Fungi, Basidiomycota, Pucciniomycetes, Pucciniales, Pucciniaceae.